Colletotrichum aenigma is the source of this 1353-nucleotide messenger RNA. RefSeq lists its product as uncharacterized. NCBI's taxonomy places the organism in Eukaryota, Fungi, Ascomycota, Sordariomycetes, Glomerellales, Glomerellaceae. The record is from RefSeq and is a predicted model, not a curated record. The transcript is spliced from 3 exons. The coding region runs from base 1 to 1353 and encodes 450 amino acids.
AUGAAGCUCGAAAAUGUUCUUCCGGCGCUCUUCGUGGCCCUCAACAUCGGCCAAACCACUGCCUUCAUAGUCCCGCGUGCAGCAUCGGGCGCUGCGACUGUUGACCUCAGCACUUCGACUGGAGAGGCUCGAUUUCUUGGAUCAGCGUUCAUUUAUGGAUUUCCUGACAAUGGCACAGACGCAGAUGGUUCCAUUCCCGAUUACUUCGCCACUGACAUCAAGUUCAAUGCUUGCCGUGCCGGCGGCGCCCAAACACCAUAUGCUGGAUGGGCUGGUGGUGGAUAUGACGGCUAUAUCGGACGUUUCAACUCUACCCUUUCCAAUUACCGGACUACUCGUAAAUAUGGAGCAGGCUUUAUCUUGCUUCCCCAUGACCUGUGGGGCUCCGACGGUUCUUUGGGGGGAGACGGACUGUAUCCGGGAGACAAUGGAGACUGGUCUGAGAUGGAGGCUUUCCUCGCGCAAGUAAUCAAGGAUCUUAAACAAAACGACAUGCUUGAGGGGCUGGUCUUUGACAUCUGGAACGAACCCGAGCUUGAAAUCUUCUGGGCACGCUCUUGGGAUCAAUACUUAGAAGCCGAACUUCCUGAUACGCUCAUCAGCGGGCCAUCUGGUGCAACUAUACCUGACUUUCAGAGUUCUACCUGGACUUCUUGGCUGGCCACCAUAUCGGCAAACGAUACGGUCCCCGAUAUUUACUCUUGGCAUCAGAUUGGAGACACAGGCCGUGAGCUCGACAAGGUCAUUCCUGAUUUCAACACACUCCUCAGCCAGCACAAUCUUCCACAGAGAGCGAUCGACAUAAACGAGUAUGCAGCGCCGGAAAGACAGAACCCUGCCAACUCCGCCUUCUAUCUGGCCCAGCUUGAACGUCAUAACCUACGCGGUUUAAGGGCCAACUGGGGCAGUGGUACAGGUCUACAUGAUCUGAUGGCCGACCUGGUCUUCAAGGAUUCCGACGGCAACUAUAAGCCCAACGGCGAUUGGCAGACGUACAAGUACUACGCCGGGAUGACAGGCGAUCGCGUUGCCACCGCGGCAUCACCGGACCUGAAGUUUGAUGUCUUUGGGACUAUUUCUGAGAAAAAUGUCAAGGUUCUUGCUGGAACUCAGUCUCUUCAGGCCUCGUAUGAGAUCAGCGUCUCGGGGUUGGGUCGUAUUGGACUGCCUGCCGACGGGAGUGUUUCGAUUCGUACUCUUCGGUUCGACUUCGAUGGCCGCUCGGGCUUGGUUGAAGGUCCUGUUGAUCUUGGCACGGCUGAAUACACAUACACAUCUGAUACGCUCAUCAUUCCUGUUGAAACUCCGACAAACUCGACUGCGUUUGCAUACGAGUUCUCUGGCGGCCAGUAA